Messenger RNA from Triticum aestivum (bread wheat), 1470 nucleotides. Its product is annotated as E3 ubiquitin-protein ligase RNF14-like. NCBI's taxonomy places the organism in Eukaryota, Viridiplantae, Streptophyta, Magnoliopsida, Poales, Poaceae. The transcript is spliced from 7 exons. Bases 208 to 1470 code for a protein of 420 amino acids. Gene Ontology annotation, biological process: protein ubiquitination. The record is from RefSeq and is a predicted model, not a curated record. Gene Ontology annotation, molecular function: ubiquitin-protein transferase activity; zinc ion binding.
GCUUAAGUGCGUGCUAAGCUUUCUUCAGCUAAUGAAAAUCCAAAUUAUGGAGGAUGGGAUGAUAGCGCUUGUGGAGAACACAACAAACAAGACAAAUUCUCUUACACUAGCAACUUUGAGUACUUACCUCCUUUGGUACUGACAUGCUUACUUCCAAAAUCCUAUCCUAGCAAAGACCCACCAUAUUUUACAGUCGUCGCUAAAUGGAUGGAUGAACAUAAUGUUUCUCUACUCUGUGAGAUGCUUGACACCAUCUGGGCAGAGUUGCCGGGGCAGGAAGUGGUUUAUCAAUGGGUUGAGUGGAUACGGAAUGCUUCAUUGUCACAUCUCUGGCUUGAUGGCAAAAUAAUGUUAGUCCAUGACAUUCCAACGCACAAAGGAGAUAUGCGGGCAAUCUCAAGAGAUGUCUCAUUGGAUGUUGUGAUCCCUUCAAUGCUCAGUUACAAUAGUAAGAAGCAUUACCAAGCAUUUCUUGAGGAUCUUCAUAUGUGCAUGAUAUGCAUUAACCAGAGCAAAGGUUCAAACUUCAUCAAACUCCCAUGCCAACACUUGUUCUGUGUGAAAUGCAUGGAGACCUUAUGCAAGAUGCAUGUGAAGGAAGGUAGUUUGUUUCAGUUGGUAUGCCCGAACACCAAGUGUAAUGCUUCGAUCCCACACUAUUUAUUAAAGAGGCUUCUUAGCAAAGAAGAAUUUGAACGUUGGGAUAGGCUUGCUCUUGAGAAAGCGUUGGACUCAAUGGCAUACAUGGUUUACUGUCCAAAGUGUGCCAUAGGCUGCAUGGAGUAUGAGGAUAACAACGCACAAUGUCCGAAAUGUUCAUUUACCUUCUGCGGUUCUUGCAAGGAAGUACGGCAUCCAGGGAAGCAGUGUCUAACUCCAAAACAAAAGCUCCAGCGCCGGAAGGCGUCAGGCAAGUUGAAUGAAAGGGGGAUGUCACAGGAAAUGCUGAACAUCAGAGAACUGUACAAAGAUGUUCGGGUAUGUCCAAAUUGUCGAAUGGCCAUCAACAAAAGUGCAAGCUGCAAUAAAGUGAUGUGCACUAGUUGUGGUCAGCUAUUUUUCUUUCGUUGCUGCAAGACAAUCAAUGGCUAUGAUCACUUCAAGAACUGUCGGCUCUUCGAGGCUACAGAUAUGACCGACUGGGACAAGCAAAUGAUUGAACUACAGAAUGGAAUUCAGAUGCGAGCUCAAAAACAACCAUUGGGCGGCACCAUAAGAUGCCCCAAAUGUCGCGAAACAAAUUUCAAGGAUGAUGAGAAGUAUGUCUUCUGUUGGGCGUGCCGAACCAGCUACUGCACACUAUGCAAACGGAUAAUCCAGGAUAAGAUACUAAAGAGGGGGCACUGGGGGUCGCCGGAAUGCGUAGGAAAUUUGCAUGCCCAGUCCAUUAAUGACCAAAUAUCGCAUGAGGUUGAACUUCUCAAAAUACUAGAUGAUAACCCGCUGCGUUGCUGCGGGAACACUUGGUGA